AGCUGAGGAGCCAGUUGCAGCCGAAGGAAGUCAACCUAAAAGGCCUUGCCGCAUCAACUACGAAGCAAAAGCUCUGAUUGAAAAAAUCUUGACGACAAAGCCUGGAGGUGACCGUAUCAUGGCGGAGUAUGCGAAAACAAAAUCAAUUUCAGAUUCAACCAGAAGACAGUUCAUCAACAUACUUACUGCAGAGAUGACGGAAACACAUGGGACAUCUCCGCCCCGGAGUGUAAAAGUGAUGUAUGCACAGGGGAUUGUCGCUCUGUUUCCAUAUCUUGGAAGACCCAUAUUCACAGAAUGGCUAUGAACAUUACUACGAUCCAGAAAGUGGUUCAGGCUACCUUGCAUGGCGGUUGAAGACAAUUCAACGAAAAGCUGCUGAGGAAAGAGGUCCAGCAGUUAGUAAAUCUCUUAAAGUGGGUGGGCCAGGCCAUGGGCGUACUAGACCCUUUACUGCCGACAAAGUCCUGACUGACGAGGAAGUGGAAUGCGCUAUCGCUUUGUUGAGACACACUGCUGAUGAGGAGACCAUCCGUGAAAAGAUGAAAGUCACUUUCAUAUACCGCCACGCCAUGGUCAAUGAUGAUGACAAAUCAGCAGAGGUCUUCUCAGUAUUUCCACGGUUCCUAGACACACCAGGACUGAUAGAACAAGAUUUUAGACUGAUGUUUGGUGAGCAGACUGCCAACAAGUUCCUGGAGAGGUGGCCUACCACUUUCAAAGCAGGAGUCAUUAAGGAAAGCCAUGGACUGGUCCCCUCUACAGACCUUCUUGAUUUGAUGCGCAACGCUGAGACAACUACUGAAGUUGAAAAUGGCUGGGACAGUGACAUGUCUACCAUCAUACUGCUGCUACAUCUGCUACCACCAUCUGCACAGGGACGAAAGAGGCCAGGGAGGAUAUCAGCAUCUAAUGCAGUUGAUCACCUCAUCAAAUUCCUAAAGACGGGAACAAGCGUGCAGCAGCAUCUGGACAACAUCGCUCAAAGCAGGCAGCCCUACCUCCUUGCUCAGGGACCCAUAAAAAGCAGCAUUCACUCUUUCUUCAUUGCCAUCGACAAGCAUGCACUUCCCUGCCAAGCCACCACCUCAGUCGGAGCCCUGGAUGAGCUCUUCAAGGCCCACUAUGUGUUUGGUACAUCUUACAGUCCUGUCUUGAACAACUUUUUCACUUUUCUGCAAACUUCCAUUUUCAACAUUGACGUGGGGAAAACUAAGGAAACGCCAAGAAUUGCAGAGUUGCGAGUAAGAAUGGUGCGUUAG
Molecule: messenger RNA, 1262 nt
Organism: Sardina pilchardus (European sardine)
Lineage: Eukaryota; Metazoa; Chordata; Actinopteri; Clupeiformes; Clupeidae
Exons: 8
Coding region: 243-1262 (339 amino acids)
Source: RefSeq, a predicted model, not a curated record